AUGAUAUCGACCGCACUACGAAACUUUAAGGAGCCCACCAAGGAACAUUUGACUCAGAAUUUCUUCUCCUUACCGUCCACACCCACGAUCCCCCCGUCACCAAAAGGAAAAAGUGCAUCAGGUGAUGGUGGAAUAGAGAAGAUGGACAUUAAUGCGGUGUUGAGUUUAGGUGUGCAAGGAGAAGAGGAUUCAUAUGCCGGAAAGUUAUACUUGAUGUCCCCUUAUCUUGCCUUUUCAUCGCUGGAUAGGAAGUCAGUUCGAUUCACGAUCCCUUUAUCAACCGUACGGCGCGUAGAGCGUCUCAAUGCUCGUGCAGGGAUAUAUGCCCUUAGUCUAUUGAUGUGGCACGGCGGAAAGAUAAUUGUUCAGUUGACCUCCCUUCGGCCAACAGCGGACCUAUUUUGUUCAUUGUUACGUGACGCGCUGAAACUGGAGUUACAGCGCGGAAUGAUGAAGCAAGUGAAAGGCUUUGUGAAGACGUGCUAUUCGGAAAUUCUGAUCUCUUCAACUGGAUCAACGACUGAGGACGGUGUUGCUGCUGCUACGACCACCGCUGGUGCUGGUGAGAAGGAAGGCGCGGAGUCGACGGAGGAAGCGACUUAUCAUAACGGUCUCGGAAUCAAAUUUAAAUUUCCUGGUGAUCCAAAGAAACUUCGUGAAGCAUCUAAAAUUAAACUAUGGACAGCAUACCUCAAAACCCACGGUCGGAACAUCACCCUUCUUCGUUAUCCUCAGUGUACACGGCUCGUACAAGUAGGUUUGCCGAAUCGGCUACGAGGGGAAAUGUGGGAAGUUCUAUCUGGCUCCAUUUUCCUUCGCUACUCGAAUCCAGGGUUCUAUGAGCAUACCCUCGAAGAGAACAAAGGGAGAACAACACCGAGCACUGAUGACAUCGAAAAAGAUCUCCAUCGGAGCUUACCUGAAUAUCCCGGUUAUCAAUCGGAAGAAGGCAUCGGAGCAUUGAGGAGAGUACUACAGGCGUACUCGUUCAAAAAUCCUGAACUGGGAUACUGUCAGGCUAUGAACAUACUAGCUGCCGCCAUCUUAAUAUAUAUGUCAGAAGAACAGGCAUUUUGGCUUCUUGAAGUGCUCUGCGACCGUCUUCUACCGGGCUAUUACGCGUUCGUACCUCUCGGAUUCACCUAUAUCAGUUCAAAGACCCUCGAUGCACGGUACCCUUUUGGAUCAACGAGUAUUCGAGUCUCUAGUCCAGCGGUGUCUGCCCAUGAUUCACGACCACUUCCAAGACGUCGAUGUGCAACUAUCUGUAGCAUCAUUGCCAUGGUUCUUGAGCCUAUUCAUCAACAGCAUGCCUAUGGUUUUCGCUUUCCGUAUCGUGGACUGUUUCUUCUGCAUGGGACCAAAAGUCCUAUUUCAAGUCGGGCUUGGUUAGUCUCUCCUGGGCAUGAAAUGAACUAUCGUCCUUAUUUCUUUCCAGCUAUACUAAAAAUCAACGGAGAGAAGCUCCUGCAAGCACAAGACGACGGAGGUUUCCUGAAUAUAAUGCGGGACUACUUCUCAUCUUUGGGCGACUCCGCGCAUCCCGACUCAGCUGAUCCUCGAGCACGAGCCAUAACACGAUUCCAAGAGCUCCUACUAGUUUCCUUCCGAGAAUUUUCUGUCAUCACCGACGAUAUGAUCCAUUCCGAAAGAAAGCGCUUCAGAACGGAAAUUAUUCAAAGCAUCGAGACAUUUUCCAAACGGUCCGCGAUCAGGAAUCUGAAGACACUCUGUAGAUUCAGUAAAGAUCAAGCUGGCAUGAUAUACGACGCUCUGUAUCAUGCCAUCUGCGUUGUACCCCCUCCACCAGUAAUAUUACCACCACCAAGUCUUUUAACCACAGCCGAUGGAGGUGAGGAGAAGCCGGAAACAAGAAUCGGGCUCAAGACCUUCCGUGUCUUCCUCAGCGAGAUUGCUACAUGGGCGAGGGACGAAAAAAUAAUCAGUAAUGGAUUUCAACAACGCGUAGAUCGGGAAAUUGCAGAUCAUGAAUUCAUCGAUAGGUUAUUUUACUUUUGGGACACCUCCUGUCGAGGCGCCCUGUCAUUUCAGGAUCUGGUAUCUGGUUUAGACGGCGUCAUGUUCAAUGAUCUCAUGGAAAACAUCGAGUGGUUUUUCAAUCUGCACGACAAGAACAAAGACGGACACCUCACCAAAGAUGAAGUUUUGACAGUCUCGGAAACCUUUUUGUUCAUUUUCAGAUUUGAGAUUGGCGACGCCUAUUUGGGGGCAGUUAGUCGAUUUAUGUCCAACGCUUUUGAAUACGGGGAUGCCUUACUCCCACAAUCAAAUGAAACGGGACCAGACGGAGAACCUACAUCACCACCGCCACUCCCCCCAAAUCAGCCCUACUUGAAUUUAGCGACGUUCCGUAUGGUCGUACUUGCCGAUGAGAUACUCGAAUCGUUCUUCGAAACGGAUCUUUCAGCUUCCUUCCACCUAGAUCCUGUACCAGAACUGGAACUUCCCGCAUCGAAUAGCGGAUUACUAGGCGACAUAUGGUCCCAGAUCGCCACAGAUACCAAUAAGAAAAUGUUCAACCUGUUUACGGACGAGAUUGGCAAGUCCAUCGGGAAGCACCAGGUUAUCCAUCGCCCUUCGAUCGGCAGAUACACCAAACUCGAGGAACCGAAAGCGAGGGAGUCACUUCUCACCCCCGCGAUGCGACAUUCAACGUCUAAAUCGAGUCUCAAGACCGAGAUCAGCUCAGCUUCCUUACAUCCGUCUUCUUCGUCGACGCUAGGUGUCGAUACCCCUGCUGCUUCACCUGUUGCGCCGCCGAAAUCCAAGGGACAUGCAGAGGAAUUAAACGCGCUGCCGAUAGUUCAAGCAGUCAAUGCUGCUUUGAUGACAAGAACAGCGUUCACGAUUGAUGAUACUAAUCACGAUGAAGACGAUUAUGAAGAUGAUGGCGAGGCUGGGGAACAUGAUGACGAAGUCAUGGAUGAGGUCGACGCUUUCCUUGAAGAGAACGACUCAGGGCUGACUGACGCUGAUAAAGAUAUUGCCAAAGAUCUAUUGCAUGCGGAACCUGUCAAAUGA
This is a messenger RNA of Marasmius oreades (fairy-ring Marasmius), 3042 nucleotides long. RefSeq lists its product as uncharacterized. Lineage: Eukaryota; Fungi; Basidiomycota; Agaricomycetes; Agaricales; Marasmiaceae. The record is from RefSeq and is a predicted model, not a curated record. The transcript is spliced from 18 exons. Gene Ontology annotation, molecular function: calcium ion binding. Bases 1 to 3042 code for a protein of 1013 amino acids.